AUGCUGAGGAUGCUGGUGUGGUCUGUGAGAGAGGCUCAGAAUAACAGCCAUGUCUACGCCCUGGACCACAACGCAGGACUCGCUAACCACAUAGGGGCGCUGUUUGACAGUGGACGCGACUGUGACUUUGACAUCAUGGUAUCACUGUACACAAGGCAGAUCAACAUCACUGUGUCAUCUGCCCAGUGCAUCCACAAGAUGGCGUCCGACUGGAGUCUGAGGCAGCUCCAGGAGGCGGCAGGGAGGCUCUUCACCUGGCUGCUCCCAGAGGAUGCCUCCUUCCAGACCCAGAUCUCUCUGUACGAGCACUCCAUCUGUACAGGCGACCCAGUUCUGCAUGAAACCUGUCUGCACUACCUUGCCUGGAACUGUGAGUCGCUGAGCCGUUCCCCAACCUGGACUGGUCUUGGUCUGGGCACAUUAAAGGCCCUUCUGGCCCGUUCAGAAGUGGUAGUGCCAGAUGAUGCCUUCUUGCUAAAGGGUUUGGAGGACUGGGUGUUGGAUCAGGGUAACUCAUCCACCCACGAAGACCAGGUCGCCCUUUUGGACUACAUUCCUUUUGCCAUGAUCGCUGCUGAAGAUUUAUUCAACCUCAAAGCUAAGUCUAAACUGUACAUGGACCAACUAGAGCGGUAUAAUGCCGGCAUGUUGCCGGGCUUUCAGUUCAAUGCGCUGCCCUUCCGGAUGCUGUUUGGGAACCUCCUCCAUAAAUAG
Molecule: messenger RNA, 714 nt
Organism: Coregonus clupeaformis (lake whitefish)
Lineage: Eukaryota; Metazoa; Chordata; Actinopteri; Salmoniformes; Salmonidae
Product: galectin-3-binding protein B-like
Exons: 3
Coding region: 1-714 (237 amino acids)
Source: RefSeq, a predicted model, not a curated record